This is a messenger RNA of Cooperia oncophora, 192 nucleotides long. NCBI's taxonomy places the organism in Eukaryota, Metazoa, Nematoda, Chromadorea, Rhabditida, Trichostrongylidae. The record is from the annotation of a GenBank genome assembly.
AUGCGUCCAGGGCAACUAUUUCUUUCUGCUGUGCUAGUUUGUCAGGAGCAGCAACACAUUUUCAGGAACAUUCUGAAGAAAGGUGGGAAUGCGGUCGAUGCUUCCAUAGCAGUGAUGUUCUGCCUUGGAGUCACGAACCCACAAUCAAGCGGUCUUGGAGGAGGGUUCUUGAUGACCAUCUACAACAGGUGA